AUGGAGUCGUCCUCACCGCCUUCAACGGGUGAGGACCCCAACGUGUGCCUUCGAUUCUCUCUUGGACCCACCAACCUCGGUAUCCUGCGCCCACACCUCGACAUCAUGAAGGAGCACCCCGUCGUCAUCGAGCAGCGCGACUUUCGCUUCGACGUCUACGGACGGCCAGCCGAUGUGGCCACCGCGAUCGCCUACAGCUUCCUGAACCCCACAAAUAACGCCGAUCCUGCGCCACAAGGAACCAGCGCAGUCUUGGCAGGUGCAAGUCCAGGGCAGAAAAGACAGACAUCUUCUGUGGUUCAUACAAGAAGGGAACAACAACCGCCUUCCUUGGAGCAGACAAAGAAUGACCAAAGGGAGAGUGACACGAUAGCAGGACGUCUUACAGCAGGCAGGAUUCAAAUCGAUGACCAAGCAACACCUCACGGAUAUCUAAUCAACUUGACCGAGCCAUCGACAUCAUCUACAAAGGCUUUGUCAUCGUACGAGGCAUCCAUAACAACAGAUUUGGCCUCGCCACCGAGUAUGCAGGGUGUAAAUAAGUGGAAGACGGAUUACGAUCUGGCAUGGGAGCAGUUCUUUGGCCCUCGUAACAACACGCAACAAGAAGCAACAGAGUCAAUGGAGCCAAAGUCUUGGUCGGUCACGAUUCUGCUAAGCAUGCCCUUCCGAGUCAUCCAGUACUUGAUGCUGACCUCUCACGGCUUCAAGACCUAUCUUGUCGAGGAGCCAAAUUUAGACGCCUGCACCCGGCAAGGAAUCUCUCAGGAGCGCAUCAAACUCAUUGCUGAGCAAGCAGGGAUGGUCGUCGCUAUCAACAAUGUCCAGUUGCCCAGUAUUGACUCCAACCCCGAGGAGUCCCCAGUCUGGCUGCAGCUGGACGAUCGCAAAGCACUUCGAGCUGUCCUUUUGGGCGUGUGCAAGGCUCUGGAACAGGAACCGGUCCGAAGAGUCAUUCAAAUGGGACUUGGACAAAGUGAACUGGAGUUGCGCAAGACAUGGGACGGAAUCCUCGGUCAGACCAUCACUUCAGGAACUACACCUAACGAGAGGGAGUGGGUCAUGGACGAUCGAACGUCGAGAGAGGAAAACGUCCAACCGCCUGCAUCGGUCACCUGGGCUGAGUCUCCAACGGAAGCCAGACGAGUACAGGGGGACAGGAACUCAACGGCCCCGGCUGCCCAGCGGAGGCGACAAACUGAGCCAGCUUGGCACCCCGUUACGACAAGAAUUACUUCUCCCAACAGAAUUGCUGAGCACCGUCGAACAUCUGAACGGGACGUAUGGAACAAUCGGCUGACGGACGGAUGGGACAGUGCAGCUGGAGUAUAUCGAUCACCGCGAGAUACACCGUCUGUGGUGGCGGGGGACCCAUGGAUGGCAACCUCUCAGAGUGUUGGCAACUUCUUCACAGAGAGCGGGCAUAAUGGAGCCGAGUCCCUUGUUGAUGGUGCUAUGGGACCUAGCACAAGCAACAGUAGCCUGAGCGAGGACAGCCAGGGCAAUGGACGGCGUUGCAGGAGCACAAGCAGCCAGGAAGCCAGGGAACCCCGUCACCAUGAUGACAGUAACAGUAAUAACAACAAUGAGGAUCCAUAG
This is a messenger RNA of Linnemannia hyalina, 1599 nucleotides long. The record is from the annotation of a GenBank genome assembly. NCBI's taxonomy places the organism in Eukaryota, Fungi, Mortierellomycota, Mortierellomycetes, Mortierellales, Mortierellaceae.